AUGGCUGACCAAACCCCAAACCAAUCCACUUUGCCUUCCACCACUGAUCAAGUAGCCAUGCGAGAGGCAACAUUUCUGGCUGCCGAUCGCAGUGAAAGGAAGAGACGUGAUGAUACGGAGGUGUUUGGCAACAUCGUAAGUACCUUGGAGCAAGAAGGUGGACUGCCCGAGGCAGGGGUUGUAAACCAACCACUACCUACGGAGGAAGAGGCAGCGGUAGUGGUGGAUGAAGCAGUGAAGGAUGGAGUAGGGGUGGUGGAAGAAGUGGUGGUUGAAGAAGAGGAAAUGAAGAAUGCUGUUUUGCCAGAAGAGGCUGAGAAGGAAGAUAAGAAGAAGAAGAAGGGAAAGAAGGCUGGAGAGGCGGAGUCUUUCACAUCAUCGCAAGGCAAGAAAGAGCAAAAGGAUGAUGAUGAAGAUGGAGAGGCCAAGAAGGAGAAGAAGAAGAAGGAGAAAGAGGAGAGAAGAUUGGGCCGACGUGAGAAGAGGCGUCUGAGAGAAGAAGAAAAAGCAAGGCAGAGGGCUGCGAGCCCUGAAAAGGAUAGAGAAUCAACCUUCGUAUGGGAGGAUAAGGGGAAACAGCAUAGUUGA
Molecule: messenger RNA, 588 nt
Organism: Benincasa hispida (wax gourd)
Lineage: Eukaryota; Viridiplantae; Streptophyta; Magnoliopsida; Cucurbitales; Cucurbitaceae
Source: RefSeq, a predicted model, not a curated record